CCGUACGUCUCGUGACACUGGUGGGGCGGUGUGAGAAUUUUUGCAGAUUUUUGUGGAUGAAUCAAAAUUUCGCAGAUUAAAUAUCACAUAAAUCAUAAAAUGAGUACUUCUGAGUUGAAAACAAUCACCGUGAUUGGCAGUGGUCUGAUCGGCCGCUCCUGGGCCAUGAUCUUUGUCAGUGGAGGCUAUCGUGUGAAUCUCUACGACAACCAGCCAGAGCGUGCAGCCACCGCCAUCGCAGAGAUCAGGAAGCAAUUGGAGGAGCUGGAGAAGAACCACAUGCUGAGAGGGCAGCUGAGCACCGCGCAGCAGCUUGCUCUGCUCAGCAGUUAUGAGGACUUGGCUCAGGCACUGGAGGGAGCCUUUUUUGUCCAGGAGUGCAUAUUUGAGCAGCUUGAAGCCAAGCAGCACAUCUUUCAGGACAUAGAGCGUCUUGUGGGUGAAGACGUCAUUCUGAGCAGCUCUACGUCCGGCCUGGUGCCAAGCAGUAUUUUCUCUAAAGUUCAGAACAGAAGUCGCUGCAUUGUUUCUCAUCCGGUAAACCCACCCUACUACGUCAAACUGGUCGAGCUGGUACCUCACCCAAAAACCGCAGCCACCGUUAUGGACCACACCUUUACUCUCAUGACCAAGGUUGGCCAGGCACCCAUCCGUCUGAGAAGAGAGAUUGAUGGCUUCGCCCUUAACAGAGUCCAGGCUGCCAUUAUUGCAGAGUCCUGGAGGCUGGUCCAGGAUGGUGUUAUCUCAGUAAAGGACAUUGACCUGGUGAUGUCAGAAGGAAUGGGAAUGCGUUAUGCAUUUAUCGGCCCCAUGGAAACAAUGCAUCUAAAUGCACCUGAAGGUUUGGAAGACUACAUGAAGCGUUAUGGGGAGGGAAUAACCCGGAACCUGACUUCCUUUGGGCCAGUACCUAACUUUUUUGGAGAAGAAGCCAAGAGCAUUUUUAAGGAGAUGUGUGAGCUGAUUCCCAGUGACCAGCAGCAUCUGUCAGCCAGGAGGGACAGGAGAGACCAGCUCCUUUUGGGUCUGGCCAAGCUGAAGAAGGACCACUGAGAUCAGCACAAAGGACCCAGAACCACAAACACUGAAGACUGAAAUUAUAGAAACCUUAAACGUUUUUCUUUGUUUUUAAUCUGGCAGAUAAAUAAUAAUAAAUAAAUAAAGUGCUAUGUGUUGUCAUCAUUGUAUGUUCCCAUACAAACACUGCAUUUAAUCCAUCAUAUCUGGGAUCCACCCAGGAGGAGCAGUGGUGCUUGGGGAGCAGUUAGGGAUU
This is a messenger RNA of Nematolebias whitei (Rio pearlfish), 1273 nucleotides long. RefSeq names its product crystallin, lambda 1 (gene cryl1). The coding region runs from base 100 to 1053 and encodes 317 amino acids. Lineage: Eukaryota; Metazoa; Chordata; Actinopteri; Cyprinodontiformes; Rivulidae. The record is from RefSeq and is a predicted model, not a curated record. Gene Ontology annotation, biological process: fatty acid metabolic process. Gene Ontology annotation, molecular function: NAD+ binding; L-gulonate 3-dehydrogenase activity. The transcript is spliced from 9 exons.